CAGCCCUGCCCUCCUGUCCGCCCCACGCAGCCCACCCACGGAGCCCACCCGAGGCUAUGGCAGCUCCGGCGGCCCAGGUGUCCAGGCAGCGGGCGGCAGCCGAACGUCUUGGCUCCAACCAGAAAGUUGUGAAGUACUUGGGCCAGGACUUCGAGAUGCUCAGGCAGCAGUGCUUGGAUUCAGGGGUGCUGUUUAAGGACCCCGAGUUCCCAGCGUGUCCGUCAGCCUUGGGCUACAAGGAUCUUGGACCACGUUCCCCCCAAACUCAAGGCGUUGUCUGGAAGCGGCCCCCGGAAUUGUGCCCCAGCCCCCAGUUCAUCGCUGGUGGUGCCACCCGCGCGGACAUCUGUCAAGGUGGUCUGGGCGACUGCUGGCUCCUGGCGGCCAUCGCGUCCCUCACCUUGAACGAAGAGCUGCUUCACCGGGUGGUGCCCAGGGACCAGAGCUUCCAGGAGAGCUACGCGGGCAUCUUCCGUUUUCAGUUCUGGCAGCGCGGUGAGUGGGUGCAGGUGGUGGUGGACGACAGGCUGCCCACGCGGGACGGGCAGCUGCUCUUCCUGCGCUCCGCCGAGGGCAGCGAGUUCUGGAGCGCGCUGCUGGAGAAGGCCUACGCCAAGCUCCUUGGCUCCUACGAGGCCCUGGCCGGCGGGUCCACGGUGGAGGGGUUUGAGGACUUCACGGGCGGCAUCUCGGAGUUUUUUGACCUGAAGAAGCCACCGACCGGCCUGUUCCAGAUCAUCCGGAAGGCCCUCCGUGCGGGGUCCCUGCUGGCCUGCUCCAUUGACGUCUCCAGCGCAGCCGAAGUGGAAGACAUCACCCGCCAGAAGCUGGUGAAGAGCCAUGCGUACUCGGUCACGGGGGUCGAGGAGGUGGAUUUCCGUGGACGCCCGGAGAAGCUGAUCAGACUCAGGAAUCCGUGGGGCGAAGUGGAGUGGACGGGCGCCUGGAGUGACAAUGCCCCGGAGUGGAAUGACGUGGAUCCCAGGAAGAAGGAAGAGCUGGACAAGAAGGCUGAGGAUGGAGAGUUCUGGAUGUCCUUUUCGGAGUUUCUGAGGCAGUUCUCCCGCCUGGAGAUCUGCAGAUGGUCCCCCGACUCCCUGAGCAGCGAGGAGGCGCACAAGUGGGACCUGGUGCUGUCCAAUGGCCGCUGGGCCCGGAGCUCCACCGCCAACGGCUGCCAGAACCCCCCGGGUGAGCGCGGGCCGAGGGCCUCCUGGGCUUGGCCUCCCGAGGGGACUUUAAAUGCCUUUGCACUCCGUUCUCUGGCCUCUGGGCACCGAUCGGGGGGUGAGGGGGCCCACUGCCCCCAGGGCUUGGCGGCCAAGACAUGGGCUGAUCUCACCUGAGGCCUGAUCUCAGCAAGCGUCAUUCUCUAGCUUCUGGUCCAGACUGUCCCUGCUUCACCCCCUGCCCCUGCCCCCUGAGAUGGUGCCUCUUCCCACUAACCACCUGGGCACCUGCGCUGAGGCCUCCGUCCAUGCCCACCUGCCUAGGUGGCCAGUCCCCGGCAGCUGAGCUGGGAUGCAGUGGCUGAUGGCCUGGGGAGGGACGCCUGCUGCUCCGAUCGCCCGCACCCGUCCCAGGGGCCAUUUCUCGUGCUCGCACCUGAGCCCGAGGUGGAGGGGCCUGACCUUGGGGGUCAAGGAUGGCCACACGCGGACCUGGGAGCGGCCCCUCUCGCCCUCACGGGGGAGGCACUGGCACUCCCUCCCCGGUGGGCAUGGUCUCUGCACUGACCCAGCUUAUUAGGAAGACGGGAAGCCGCCCCAUCCCUGUCCCCCGCGAGCGCUAAUACACACAUAUGCAGGCUCCUCCUAGGUCCCAGCCACUGGGGCAGCCCCGGAGGAAGACACCCCGAAAAGAUGCACCCACAUCUCUCAGGAGAGGGAGGCGAAUCCGCUUCCUCCACUUCCCGCCUCCCUCCCGGCCUCGGUGAGGUGCUGCGUGCCUUAGACUGUCCGGGGGCAGGGCCAGCUGCAGGGCUGGGCUUGGUGCUGUGGAAGCAGCGUUACAAUAAAAUCCUCCUUGAGUG
Molecule: messenger RNA, 2032 nt
Organism: Myotis myotis
Lineage: Eukaryota; Metazoa; Chordata; Mammalia; Chiroptera; Vespertilionidae
Product: calpain-8-like
Exons: 9
Coding region: 57-1346 (429 amino acids)
Biological process (GO): proteolysis
Cellular component (GO): cytoplasm
Molecular function (GO): calcium-dependent cysteine-type endopeptidase activity
Source: RefSeq, a predicted model, not a curated record